Molecule: messenger RNA, 3124 nt
Organism: Cygnus atratus (black swan)
Lineage: Eukaryota; Metazoa; Chordata; Aves; Anseriformes; Anatidae
Gene: SMAD3
Product: SMAD family member 3
Exons: 9
Coding region: 850-1977 (375 amino acids)
Biological process (GO): anatomical structure morphogenesis; transforming growth factor beta receptor signaling pathway; cell differentiation
Cellular component (GO): heteromeric SMAD protein complex
Molecular function (GO): I-SMAD binding; DNA-binding transcription factor activity, RNA polymerase II-specific; RNA polymerase II cis-regulatory region sequence-specific DNA binding
Source: RefSeq, a predicted model, not a curated record
GAAACUCGUGGUGGAUGUCCAGAGGGUGCCAGGAAUUUGGGGUGGGGAGGGAGCUGCCGUUGCGAUGAGCUCUCAGAUGUGGGCUAUAAAGAGUGCUGGAGUGCCUUGAGGACAGGGCUCUGGGCUGUUUGAACUUAAUACUCUGUAGAAGAUACCAGACAGAUUAGGAGAGGAGUGUGAUUGAUGGGCCAGAAUGAUAAUUUUAGCAGCUGUGUUUUUUGAGGGGUUGAAGGAACAAGAUAUUAAAGUGUUGUGCCAGCGAGGAGCAAGAGGCUGGAUGGGAUGACAUAAGGACAGGCAACUUGUUUUGGUUGCAGAGAGGAAAAAGAAGGGGUAGGGUUCUUUUUUUCUGCUUCUUUUUUUUUUUUGUGUGUGUUUGUGUAUGCAGGAAAACGUAGCAGGGCACAAAUAGUGAGCUAAGCAGACAGCAGCUGGGGAGACAGCUAGGUAGAGGUAGGGUGGAGCAGUGGCUGCCGAAGGUGGGUAGGUUCCUGGGGUUAGGUUUAACAUCUCAGCACAGUCUGUAACCAGGUCAAACGUCGUGAUCUCUUCUGUGCUAGGCUUUACAGUAAUUUGUUUUGCUUUGUUUUAUGACACUUAGACCUUAAAAGGCCACCUGUGUGGUUUUCCUGUUAAUGAGGAGAGGAAUUAUUUCACCAUCACGUUUUACAAAUCUGUCCCCAAGACAGAAUCCUGGUGUGGCAGAGCCCUCAAGAGAUAAAAGGAUUUGCUUCUUCUCAUCAGGCUACCAAUCUUAGAUGUUCCUCAAUAGGAAUUUUUGCAUGUUUUUUAAUCUUACGAUCCCAAAGCCUGUUGCAGAGUUGAAGAAGGAUUCUUGCUGUAUCACAAAUGGGAGGACGGCGAGAGGUGGCGGGGCUGUGCGCCUCAGCGUCACGCAGCAGAUCGUUAGAUGGCCGGCUGCAGGUAUCUCACCGGAAAGGCCUUCCGCAUGUGAUCUACUGCCGGCUGUGGCGGUGGCCAGACCUUCAUAGCCACCAUGAGCUGCGGGCCAUGGAGAUGUGCGAGUACGCCUUUAACAUGAAGAAGGAUGAAGUCUGCGUGAAUCCUUACCAUUACCAAAGAGUGGAAACCCCAGUGUUACCUCCAGUGCUGGUGCCUCGUCACACGGAGAUCCCAGCUGAGUUCCCGCCAUUAGACGAUUACAGUCACUCUAUUCCAGAGAACACUAACUUCCCAGCAGGUAUCGAGCCACAGAGCAACUACAUUCCAGAGACACCCCCUCCAGGCUAUUUGAGUGAGGAUGGAGAAACUAGUGACCACCAGAUGAACCCCAGCAUGGAUGCAGGUUCUCCGAACUUAUCACCAAAUCCUAUGUCUCCUGCACACAAUAAUCUGGAUCUGCAGCCUGUUACCUACUGCGAGCCAGCUUUCUGGUGCUCGAUAUCCUACUAUGAACUCAACCAGCGAGUGGGGGAGACUUUCCACGCCUCCCAGCCCUCUAUGACCGUGGAUGGGUUCACCGACCCAUCCAACUCUGAACGCUUCUGCCUUGGUUUGCUGUCUAACGUGAACAGAAAUGCAGCAGUGGAACUCACGAGACGACACAUUGGAAGAGGGGUAAGGCUCUACUACAUUGGCGGCGAGGUGUUUGCUGAGUGCCUUAGUGACAGUGCCAUUUUUGUCCAGUCUCCCAACUGCAACCAGCGCUACGGCUGGCACCCAGCAACAGUCUGCAAGAUUCCCCCAGGAUGCAACUUGAAGAUUUUCAACAACCAGGAAUUCGCAGCUCUCCUGGCUCAGUCAGUGAACCAGGGCUUCGAGGCCGUGUACCAGCUGACCAGAAUGUGCACCAUUCGGAUGAGCUUCGUCAAGGGCUGGGGAGCAGAGUACAGGCGGCAGACUGUGACCAGCACUCCCUGCUGGAUCGAACUGCAUCUCAACGGUCCUCUGCAGUGGCUGGACAAGGUCCUCACCCAGAUGGGCUCCCCCAGCAUCCGCUGCUCCAGCGUCUCCUAAGGAAAUAUCUCCUGGGGGCGGGCGGGGGGAACAAGGACUGGAAAAUGGAAUUGGCUUAACUCUUAGCAAAAGGCGUAGAAAACAAACUCCCAGUUACUGAAGUGAUAAGGAAAAUAUCUGCUAAAAAGUGGGUUGUCUUUGUUUUGUUUCUUUCUUUUUUCUUUUUUUUUUAAUGAAACUUAAAGACCCAUUUAAGCCACUUCCACUGAACCUGUUAGCACUUUGGUUACAAUGCUAUGGGCCAUUGCAGUUAGCAUGAAGCUGAAGCUUAUCAUGAUGAAAAAAAUGGACUUGGUUUCAGCGGAGAGAAGCCAGUGCUCUGCCUCCAGCCGUGUCGUGGUGCCGCUGGCACCAGCCGGCCGGGAGGGAACUUUCCCUUUGCCUCUCACGCCUCCAGCCUCGGGUCACGGAGCAUCUUGGAAAAGCCAGGUACGGUGGGACUUUGGGAUGACUCUUGCUCAUGCGUUACUGUCUCCAUCCAUCUGAGGACACCUGUUCUCCCUGCGAUUGCAGCAGGAGGGGGGGAAGAAACAUUUAAAGCAUAUGCAAGAGCGAAUUCCCCCAGCGAUGCUCCCAAAAGGAAAGAGUUUCCCAUGCUGGACCAGUAACGAGGAGGCAGAGCCUUGCUUCGCGCCCGAGAGAUGCAGCUGACGCCCCGAGUGCCUCAGACUGGAUUUACACGAAGCAAAAGGCCUAAGCGAAGGCACCUUCUGAUAUUGCUGCAGCAACUUUCGACUAGAGCUGCUCACAGACAGACAUUUGUGAUGUGGGGAGCUCUUGCUGGAUAAGUUAAGCCUUUGUUAUUGUGCAGUCUAUUUACAUUAACUACAGAAAGUUUGUAUUCUAUUUUCUCAGUAUGUCGAAUGGUAUCUGCCACUUCUUAAGUCUUAGGGGCGGAGUGAAUUCAGCGUCCAGGUCUGCUCGAGAGACGGGAGUGAACAGCCCUUGCUGCCAUUUGCAGAAAACACAGUUCAGUAGGUCAUCCCACGCUGUCACCAUGACUGUGCACGAACCAGGGCAUCUCAGACACACAAAAACUCAGUUAAAAAACGUAUUUCAUCUGAUUGAAAUGCUCUGAGAUGUGGUUUUUGCCUGGAGAAAUUGGGAGAGUGUAUUUACGUGUAUUAUAAAAUGUUCAUUUUAAAUA